Molecule: messenger RNA, 387 nt
Organism: Pyricularia pennisetigena
Lineage: Eukaryota; Fungi; Ascomycota; Sordariomycetes; Magnaporthales; Pyriculariaceae
Exons: 3
Coding region: 1-387 (128 amino acids)
Biological process (GO): translation
Cellular component (GO): mitochondrial small ribosomal subunit; ribosome
Molecular function (GO): structural constituent of ribosome; small ribosomal subunit rRNA binding
Source: RefSeq, a predicted model, not a curated record
AUGUUGUACGAAAUGAUAGCAAUUAUCCGCCCGGGGAAAAUCCACGAGGUGAAGGAAAUCGUGCAAACAGCCGGAUCGACCAUCCUUCGCAGCGGCGGCGUGAUCCGCGACAUAGCCAACUGGGGCGUCUUCAUGCUCCCGCGGGCGACGACGUACGCGCAGGCGCGCUACAAGAAGGGCCACUACGUGGUGAUGCGGUACGACGCGGGCGUCAAGGCCCAGGAGACGGUCAGCAUGGCGCUCCGGCUCGAGCCCAGGGUCAUCCGCGCGACGUCGGUCAAGCUGGGCGGCGGCAAGCUCGAGAGGAUGGCAAAGCUGAGCAAGGUGCCGUGGCACACGCAGACGUCGAUGCGGAUGGAACAGGGGCUCACUUAUGACAAGGAUUGA